Lagopus leucura (white-tailed ptarmigan) is the source of this 319-nucleotide messenger RNA. Its product is annotated as calcium/calmodulin-dependent protein kinase type IV-like. Gene Ontology annotation, molecular function: ATP binding; calmodulin binding; calcium/calmodulin-dependent protein kinase activity. The record is from RefSeq and is a predicted model, not a curated record. The annotation marks the transcript as partial. The transcript has 3 exons. Gene Ontology annotation, biological process: protein phosphorylation. NCBI's taxonomy places the organism in Eukaryota, Metazoa, Chordata, Aves, Galliformes, Phasianidae.
GGGAGACUCCUCCCCCCUUCCCUCCCCCCGGGCACCAUGCCUUCCUCCAAGACGGACGGCGAGUAUUGGAUCGAUGGAUCCCACCGUGAGGCUGCCCUGGAGGAUUUCUACGUCGUGGGCCCUGAACUGGGACGGGGAGCCACCUCCGUGGUGUACAGCUGUGAGGAGAAGGGCACACGUACCCCAUAUGCUGCCAAGAUCCUGAAGAAGACAAUCGACAAAAAGAUCGUGAGGACAGAGAUCGGGGUCCUGCUGCGCCUCUCACACCCCAACAUUGUGAGUAGGAGGCCGCAGUGCCCCCAUCCCAGCAUGGCUCUGG